Molecule: messenger RNA, 2133 nt
Organism: Metarhizium brunneum ARSEF 3297
Lineage: Eukaryota; Fungi; Ascomycota; Sordariomycetes; Hypocreales; Clavicipitaceae
Source: RefSeq, a predicted model, not a curated record
AUGACCGGUAACGCUCCCUUGGAUUUCGAACGCCGUCUACGAGAGUUAGAAGAGAGAACGUUAAAAACCGAGAAGGGACAACAGCAAGCUGAGCAGCAAGUGAGACCUACCAACUUCGACGAGUUUGUUCUUCAAUGCCAUAAUUUGUAUCGAGAGCCGAAAGUGGCAGAUCUUUCUCUGUCAACUACAGGGACGAUUCCUCUUCCGAAACGCAAAUAUUGUCCUACGCAACUAGUUCCAUGGCAUGACGGUCCAUCUUUAUUACAAGCAGUUUACGACUCUGUUCGCCGCCACUUACGAUCGGGAGACGAUGCAGCUCAACGAGUAUUCCCGCCCUUAAUCGCCCUGAAAGAAAUUCAACGACGCGCGAUGUCCCAGCCAAUAAGCAGUGAGCAAGGGUUGCUGUUCUAUGACCGAUUUACUAGAGAACAUCAUAUACGUGACAUCAUUGCUCAGUUGCGCGAAAUUCCUGCCGCGCGGGAAGAAUUUAACUUAGGCGAUGGAAUAGAGUUCGAAAGCCAUAUAAACGCACUAGAACAGCCCGACACGAUCGAGGAGCUUCCCAAACCACCCACAACCAUCAACAAGCCUAUAGCCGACGUUUUCUGUAUUACAAGGGUAGAUGGUAAAGCCCGCGAUGUCACUCUAACCUGUGAGCAAAAGCCGCCACACAAGCUUCCUCUUGAGACCAUCCGCGCCGGCCUUAGGCCCAUGGAUCUAUGGGAAGAAAUGGUUAAUUCUAACAAGAUUCCUGCGGAUCCGACCGAGAAACUAAAAUACAAUGCUACACGGCUAGUAUGCUCAGCCCUCGUCCAAACAUACCAUGUUAUGAUGCAAAAUGGAUUGCCAUUCUCGUAUCUUACCAUCGGACCAGACGCGGAUUUGUUACUAUGGGUCCCGGAAGAGCAUCCUCACAUACUUCAUUAUUAUCUAGUUGAACUAAGCGGUAAGAACAUAAAUCCUGAUGACAUGAUCGAACAGCCGACAACCUCAGUCACUAGCGUAUUAUGUCUCUUGAUCAUGAGCCUUGAAUCACGUCCAAGAAGCCAACAGUGGCGAAACGAAGCACGACGGCAGCUCAAAGUUUGGGUUACGAGUUUCGAUUCUAUUCGCUCAGCGAGUAAAACGCCAGGUGCAUCACAAAACACUGAACCGUACAGCUCCGAGACGGAACACCCAAGCCCAGAACCGAGUUCAGAAUACCUACCAUCAUCAUCGCUAUUGAACGCCUCAGCAGCAAAUAAAGGCGUGGCUGCAAGGUCGGGGGGUUGCUGUGCACCCUCUGACAAAGAAGCCCAGGAACGCGAUACGUCGCCGGACUCGUCGGCUUCUGAUGCUGGCCAGGGUAGACUCGCCAGGAAGCGUGGCUUUAGUAACGUGAGCGCACCUUCCGAAUCAACCCGUCAACGAGAUCCUCCCGUCCCCGGAGGAUACCAGCCGCCUCGCCACGAUGCAAAGUUUUGCUCGCAGCUGUGUAUUUCUGGUCUGCAAAACAACGCGCAGUUAGAUAACGACUGCCCGAACGUGAAUGUCCAUAGACGCCAGUCGAAACAGUCUCGUCACCCUAUCUCAGCUCAUGAGCUGCUCCUAAAGCUAAAGGAGCAGUUGGAUGAGAAUAUAGAUGCAAACUGCACGCCUUUCGCAGACCGUGGUUCAUAUGCCGUGCCAUUUAAGCUUACCCUAGCUGCUUACGGUUAUACUAUUGUUGGGAAAGGAACAACAUCAACGCGCUGGGGCGAAGUAUCCAAAGAAAUCCAGGCAUAUAAAAUCCUACAAAAGCUCCAGGGAGGUGCUGUCCCUGUUUUCCUCGGCAGCAUUGACUUGGCAAAAUGGUAUUUUGUUAUUGGCGCAGGAGAGGUCCGUCAUAUGCUCAUCAUGGCAUGUGGCGGGGAAGAAAUCUCACAGAUCCAAUAUGAUCAGCUAAAUGAUGAGAUCCGAAGAUCUGAGAGAGAGAUCAAGAGCUGCGGUGUUAUUCACGGAGAUCUUAGGCGUGCAAAUAUGCUAUGGAAUGAGGAAACUAGACGUGUCGUAAUCAUCGAUUUUCAUCGUGCCAAGCUGGCAGCACGGGCACCGAAAAGAAAAAGGCAUCGUCCGCCAGAAAUAUCCCAUGCAAUGCGGAUUCGAGCUAAGUAA